UUUUAAUGAGUUAAAACAGAAAUAAGUUUGUGUUAAACUGUAAAUGGAGGAAAAACAUCUACAUUUAUCAGACUUGGUGACCAGGUGUCUCAGUGAUGAUGUCAUCCAACAGCUCAUUAGCCUCCUUAACAGCAUGAUGUUCCCACUGAGAUGUCUGCAGCCACCUGAUGCUGCUGUCAAUCACUGUGACAUCAUCACACUGCUUCCAAUGCUGUUGCAACAAUAGAGACAGAUGAUAGAUCGAUAGAUAGAUAGACGAACGAACGGACUUGCAGACAAGGAAAAGAAAAAGGAAAAUAAGAAAAGCGCUGGACCAGAGACAUCAGAAGGUCAAGAGACUGACGAUAAAGGAGGAGGAGAAGAAGAAGAAGAAGAAGAAGAAGAAGAAGAAAAGGCUGAUGAUGAGCAACAGAGAAGUGAAGGAGUACCUGUCUCACCAUCACCUGCCUCAACUGCUCGAGAGUCUGUUGACAGGUGUUCUGUACCAUCGUCCUGUCGACCCUGUCAGCUUCCUGCAGAGCUGCCUGACCACAACCACACAGCUCGGGGGACCUGAGGCUGUCACAUGGGACACCUUCAUCCUCCUGGAGAGACACCAGCUGAGCUCCAGUUCCCCUAGUUCAACACCUGGACCCUGCAGAACAUCACCUGGACCCCCCAAACUAUCACUACCUCCAAUGAAACCGCAGACACCCCAAGCACCACUCCCUAAACUCUUCACAACACCCCCAUCACCACAGACAACACCUCCAGUAGCCCCUAUAACACCAUCAGCACCAUCUAAAACAACAUCUGUGCCCCCUAUAGACCCCCAAUUAACACCAGCAGUACCACAUAUAGCCCAAACUGUACACCCUAUACCUUGGAUUAUCCCUCCGACUGUCUCCAUUAAGCAUAAAACACCUGCUGAACCCAAAGUCCUUGUCCCAGCUGCACCUGGAUCUGCAGGUAUCCCAUCACCUGUCCCCUCUGAGAAGAAGGAACAUGGAUUCAACUUAGAGGCUCCUCCAUCUGGUCCUCCUCCCCCUCCGGUCCGGCCUCAGCUCUCUAUUGACUCGGACUCUGACAUGACAGAAAGUUCUGGGCUCCAGCAGGAAGUCAGCAUCCUUCCUCCUCAGAGACCACGCCCCCUUAUCAUCUUCAUCAUCGGUGGUCCAGGAAGUGGGAAGGGAAGUCAGGCGGCUCGGCUGGCUCAGUGCUUCAGCCUUAGAGUCAUCUCAUUGGAUGAGCUUCUCAGGAGGCAGCUGCUAAGCCACGCCUCCCCGAGCAGAAAGUGGAGUGUUAUUUCAGAAAUGAUGGGUCAUGGAGAGCUGGGACCACAGGAGGAGACGAUCUCGGAGCUGAGGCGACAGCUGAUUGGUCAGCAGGAGUUAAGAGGCUUUAUAGUGGACGGAUUUCCACGAGACGUACACCAAGCUCUCAGCUUCCAGGAGCAGGUUGGCUCCCCUGAUCUGGUGAUGCUUCUGCUCUGUUCCAAUGAGACGCUGCGCUGUCGUCUGCAGCAACGAGCCACACAGCUCGGUCUCCUUGGAGACAACAGCCACGCCCUCAGGAGACGCCUGGAGUUGUUUCAGAGAGACAUUGUCUCCAUCAGCAGAUACUACAGACAGCUACACCUGCAGAUACAGGUGGAUGCUGACCGAGAUGAGGAGAAGGUAUUUGCUGAUCUGAGUUCAGUCAUCAGAAAGAAACUGCUUCUAAACGGUCCUGCUGAUAUCCCAGAAUGCAACAUUGGGGUCAGAUCUAUUGAUCAAUAACACAAAACUUAUCACGAGCCAAUUAGUAAUCAGUAUGGUCUGUUCUUUUUGGAUAAUAAUGCAGUCUGUCGUUUGUUAACUUGUUUGUUAACGUGUAUAUUCCCUGUGAUUCUCAGGGAAUAAAAAGUGAACUGUUUUGUGGGGUAGGAGUCAACACAUUCCAUGCACUGUUGAGAAACCUAAUCUACAAAUUUAUUUGCUGAUUCUGGUUCAUGGAACGUCAUCAUUGUGCAAACUGUCAAACCAUGGUUUUAGUACUGUGCGAUACCAGUCAUCCAUGUGGAAACACUGGUAUCAUUGCCUUUUUUAAUUGUCUUGUUGUUGUUUGUGUAUGUGUUGUCGUUUGUGUUGGUAUGUGUAUUUAUUGGACUAUGAGUCUGGAAAUAAAAGUCAAUUGAUUGAUUGAUAGAUCAGG
This is a messenger RNA of Acanthopagrus latus (yellowfin seabream), 2172 nucleotides long. RefSeq names its product adenylate kinase isoenzyme 5-like. Gene Ontology annotation, molecular function: AMP kinase activity; ATP binding. NCBI's taxonomy places the organism in Eukaryota, Metazoa, Chordata, Actinopteri, Spariformes, Sparidae. Gene Ontology annotation, cellular component: cytosol; cytoplasm. The transcript has 8 exons. Gene Ontology annotation, biological process: nucleoside triphosphate biosynthetic process. The record is from RefSeq and is a predicted model, not a curated record. Bases 399 to 1757 code for a protein of 452 amino acids.